Messenger RNA from Alosa sapidissima (American shad), 1640 nucleotides. It is a transcript of the gene otub1b, whose product is annotated as OTU deubiquitinase, ubiquitin aldehyde binding 1b. NCBI's taxonomy places the organism in Eukaryota, Metazoa, Chordata, Actinopteri, Clupeiformes, Clupeidae. The coding region runs from base 80 to 883 and encodes 267 amino acids. Gene Ontology annotation, molecular function: ubiquitin binding; cysteine-type deubiquitinase activity. Gene Ontology annotation, biological process: negative regulation of double-strand break repair; protein K48-linked deubiquitination. Gene Ontology annotation, cellular component: nucleus. The record is from RefSeq and is a predicted model, not a curated record. The transcript has 7 exons.
ACAUGAGGGACGUGCACAAUACGACCCGGAAGUAAAGUAAGGAUUGAAGAGGGGAGGGGGGAACAACAGUAGAUCUAAGAUGGCGGAUGAACAGCAGGAAACACCACAGGGAGAGAUGGAGGCUGGAGUAAACUGCCUCGCCUACGACGAGGCCAUAAUGGCACAACAAGAUCGGAUUCAGCAAGAGAUAGCAACUACGACUCCUUUAGUGUCAGACAGACAGGACUUGUCCAUUCUGCAAAGAGAGUAUGCGCAAGAUGACGGCAUCUAUCAGCUGAAGAUUAAGGACUUGCACAAAAAAUACUCAUACAUCCGAAAGACACGGCCCGAUGGAAACUGUUUCUACAGAGCAUUUGGCUUCUCACAUCUGGAGUCUCUUCUGGAUGACAGCAAAGAGCUUCAGAGGUUCAAAGCGGUGGCAGCCAAGAGUAAACUGGACCUAGUGAACCAAGGCUUUACAGAGUUCACUAUUGAAGACUUCCACAACACUUUUAUGGACCUUAUUGAACUCUGCGAAAAACAGCCUGCGCUCGAGGAACUGCUCAACUCAUUCAACGACCAGAGUGUUUCAGACUACGUGGUGGUCUACCUGCGGCUGCUCACGUCUGGCUACCUGCAGCGAGAGCACGGUUUCUUCCAGCACUUUAUUGAGGGAGGGCGCACUGUCAAAGAGUUCUGCCAGCAGGAGGUUGAGCCCAUGUCCAAAGAGAGCGAUCACAUCCACAUCAUCGCCUUGGCUCAGGCUCUCAACGUCUCCAUUCUGGUGGAAUACAUGGACCGGGGCGAGGGGGGAACGGUCAACCACCACGUCUUCCCUGAAGGUGGCGAGCCCCGCAUCUUCCUCCUCUAUCGACCGGGCCACUACGACAUACUCUACAAGUAAUAAAAGCCUACUCUCCAAUCCUCUCUCCUCCUCCUCCUCCUCCCUCCCCCUUCCCCCUCAAACUCCUCACUCUCUGAGCCUAGAUUCUCAUGCAUCCCUGUAGCACCAUGGGAUGAUCAUAGUAACGUGCUUGGUUCAGUCACAUCUCAACAGCAUCCAUCUGGAGGUAUGACCAACUAAGCAAGUUAAAGACAACCCCAGGUUUCACCCGGAUGUUUGAGACUCCAGACUCCGAUAUGUUUGCAUCAUCCCACACCUAAGGAAGGUGGGCUGGGACAGGGUGGGGGUGGGGGGUGGAUUGGAAACUUACCACAACAGUCGAAGCCACGUUGAUUCAUGCAGUGUGUUGGUGUGCAAGGGGGGGUCUGGCCCUCCCCUGGGGCCGGCGGCGACUUGAGUCAGCCGCUAUCUGGGUUUGUGCUAUGGUAUUCGGGAAGGACACAAAACAAACCGACAGGCAGAGAAACAAAUUUGCUCUUCACUUCAGUUUAUUACCCUGUUCUCAUUCCCCACACACACACAAACAAAAUGAUCAACUGAAAUGAAUAAAAAUUGAAAAUGGAUUUCAAAAAAAAUCUACCAAUGAAAAUAGGAUGCAAAUGAAAACCUUAGCAGUAACUCCAGGCCUUUAGAGAGUUGUACAGUUUUUUCUUUUUUUUCUUUUGUGGUUGUAAAUGUUAUCAACUUGCUUUUGUUAGGUUUUUUUUCCUUUGUUACACUGCGUUUCAUGAGUUUUAUUAAAGGGAUCUUCACCUUA